This is a messenger RNA of Talaromyces proteolyticus, 7971 nucleotides long. RefSeq lists its product as uncharacterized. Bases 1 to 7971 code for a protein of 2656 amino acids. The transcript is spliced from 4 exons. Lineage: Eukaryota; Fungi; Ascomycota; Eurotiomycetes; Eurotiales; Trichocomaceae. Gene Ontology annotation, molecular function: fatty acid synthase activity; 3-oxoacyl-[acyl-carrier-protein] synthase activity; phosphopantetheine binding. Gene Ontology annotation, biological process: fatty acid biosynthetic process; secondary metabolite biosynthetic process. The record is from RefSeq and is a predicted model, not a curated record.
AUGGCAGAAAACAAAGUAUCCGCGGCCUUUUUCUGCCCGCAGACAACUGCCGCUGACGAGGCUUAUCUGGCUGGACUACACACCUUUCUCAGCAACCACCAAUAUGGAAAGCUCCUCCUUAGAGAAGUUGCAGCUCUGGCAGACCCGGAACUCUGGGAGAUUUUCGCUUCUGCACGAUCUGAUGUGCGUGCCCUGAGCCAUGGCCCGGUAUAUCUCGCCGUACUGCGAGAUUGGGCGCUGACAGGCGUCUCGGGUCCGCUGGCCGCGAUCCGUUCCAAUAUUACUUCUCUUCCUCUCCUAGCGGUUAUGCAGCUAGGCCAGUAUCUGCGGUAUCUCGAGGCGCACCAUCAGUCACAUCGGCAGUUUGUGGCCCAGAUCCAGCAAGGCACUGGGGGUAUCCAUGGGUACUGUGGCGGGUUGCCCGCCGCAAUGAGCAUUGCAUGUGCCGAGGAUGAAGCAGAGCUAAUCAAACACACAGCGACGGCGAUGAGAAUAACAGUAGGUAUUGGCGCCUACACGGAAGCGGGCGACGAGGACCACGGGGCCGCGCAAACAUUACUAGCUGUUCGACUCAAAUACGAGGGCCAGGGCGACGAGUUAAUUCGACGUUUCCCAGACACAUACAUCUCUGCUGUCACCGGGCCGCGGUCUAUCAGCAUCGGGGGUGCGGCGACCACAGUAAACGAGUUGUUCCGCUAUAUCACAGAGCAUGAGGGCCUCCGCGCGCAGAUGAUCGAUCUCGGGGGGAGCGCACACAACCCAGCGAACAUUCAGCUCGCCAAGGACCUAUGUCGGUUAUGUUUAGAGGCGCCUAAUAACUACUUGCAGCUUCCAGAUACGUCGCAGCUAAAAGUUCCGCUGCGAUCAAACCAGGACGGUGCGCGGAUUUUUUCUGGAUCCCUGGCCGAUGAUCUUAUCAUCACCAAUCUUGCUGCCCGGUGUGAGUGGUACGAGCUGCUCAAAGGCGUUGCUCAAGACCUGGCGCAGUCAUCUCGAUCGAAACACGAAUUCGUCGUGUUCGGUUGGGCGGACUGCGUAACCAUGACCCCCUUCCAUCAACUUCGCCUCCAGAUCAACAAGACAAUGGCUAAGGGCUUAAUAUUGCUGGAACAUUCAUCGCAAAACCAUAAAAAGGAUCUAGAACUUGUCGAACCAGAGGUCGAACAAGAAAAACAACACCUUCGCUCAUCCCCAACCUUCAACUUCCCCGACAACGCCAUCGCCGUAGUUGGCGCAUCAUGUCGUCUCCCAGGAGCCCGAAACAUGGAGGAAUUAUGGAAUAUGCUCGCCAACGGGACAAAUUGCGUCCAAGAGCUUUCCUCCAUUGAUCGAUUUGACCUACCCGGAAGCUUUCGCUCAUCGCAGAGCGGCAGUCUCACGCAACGACGCACCUUCUACGGAAACUUUAUCGAAGAUGUCAAGCGAUUCGACCACGCUUUUUUUGGUAUCAGCAGCCGAGAGGCAGCAAACAUGGAUCCCCAGCAGCGUAUCGCCUUAGAGCUCUCUUUCGAGGCACUCGAGGAUGCCGGCUACCUAGCCGAGUACUACCGCUCGUCUGGCGACAAUGUUGGGUGCUUCAUUGGCCUUGUGCUGGCUGAGUAUAUGGAGAAUACUAAUGGACAUGCCCCGACAGCGUACACCUCCACUGGUACCGUUCCAGCCUUCGUCUGUGGCCGCAUAAGUCAUACCUACGGUUGGUCAGGACCAUCUGAGAUGUUCAACACGGCCUGCUCAUCUUCGAUGGUAGCCAUAAACCGCGCCUGUAAAGCAAUUCAGGCGGGAGAAUGCCACAUGGCUUUGGCUGGAGGCGUGAAUGUUAUCAGUGGAGUGAAUAAUUAUCUCGAUCUGGCCAAGGCUGGUUUCCUCAGCCCAACAGGCCAAUGCAAGCCGUUUGAUGCGUCCGCAGAUGGAUACUGCCGCGCAGACGGCGCAGGGCUUGUGGUUCUGAAGAAGCUGGAGCAAGCGGUGGCCGAUGGUGACAAUGUCUUGGGAGUUAUUGCUGGCGUGGGCACAAACCAGGCCGGGCUCUCCAGCUCCAUCACUGCCCCUGAUCCUGGCGCACAACAGUCCCUCUACCGAACUGUAUUAAAACAGUCCGGUGUACAGGCCGACCAGAUCACAUAUGUGGAGGCUCACGGAACCGGUACUCAAGUGGGCGAUCCCUUAGAGAUGGAGAGUAUUCGAUCUGUUUUUGGAAGUAGAAAUGCUGGCUCGCAGCAGAGCGUUCAUGUAGGCUCUAUCAAGGCCAACGUGGGCCACAGCGAGCCAGCGGCUGGUGUAGCGGGCUUACUCAAGGUCUUGACCAUGCUGCGGCAUGGUCAGAUCCCACCACAAGCCGGUUUCCGACUUCUAAACCCCAAAAUCACACUUCCAGAUGGGAUUAACAUCUCCCGCAACCUGCAACCCUGGGAUGCCCCUUUCCGCGCAGCGUUGGUAAACAGUUACGGCGCUGCUGGAUCCAACGGUGCUCUUAUCUGUUGUGAAAUGCCUCAGUAUUCUUCGAAACAGCCAUCACCAUCAACCUCACAGAUAUCAUUUCACCUCCCGGUCACGGCAACGUCCAAGACAAGCCUCGUGGAGAAUGCCAAGGCUCUCGGGGAAUAUUUAGACCAGAAAGCAUCGGGUUCUAACUCACUACUCCUAGCCGACGUCGCCUUCACGCUGAGCCAGCGAAGGCAGCGUCACAAAUACUCGGCGUCAGUUACCGCCGAUACCCUCAAGGGAGCUGUACAAGCCCUUAAAUCGCUCGGUGAAUCCGAGAUAUUUGAGCUUCCGACAUCAGGGCCCGGAACUGGAACACCCCUUGUGCUUGUAUUCAGCGGCCAAAUCAGCAGUACAAUAUCCCUUCCUGAGAGCCUUCCCAGCAGCUUUCCUGUUUUCCGGUCGUAUCUCGAAGAAUGUGAUACUGAGUUCCGAAAGCUGGGCAACUCUUCUCUUCUUCCAGCCAUCUUCCAGAACAACCCCGUCGACGAUAUUGCAGCACUGCAAUGUGGCAUAUUCGCUGUUCAGUACGCGAGUGCCCAAUGCUGGAUUGAUGCGGGAGCACGGCCAAGAGCCCUCAUUGGUCAUAGUCUCGGUGAGCUCACAGCACUUGCUGUGUCGGGAGUGCUCUCGCUGGCUGACAGUAUAAAGCUGAUUGCCACGCGGGGGCAUCUGAUAGCAACGAAAUGGGGCGCCGAAAAGGGGACCAUGCUUGCUUUGGAGUGCAAUAUGGAUGAAUGGGCUGAGAUAUCCGCCCUGGUAAGACAGGAGCAUACUAAUCUUUCACAGCUUGAAAUCGCCUGUUAUAAUGGACCAACAUCACUCGUUAUCGCCGGCGCCGUGGAUGCCAUAGAGGCAACGGAAAGGAUUCUACGUAAACAGCCUCAAUUUCAAAGGGUCCGCUUCCAGCGCGUCCAUACUAGCCACGGCUUCCACUCGGCUCUUACAGAACCUAUCUUGGUUGACCUGGAAACCGUUGCACAGUCCCUCACAUGGAACGAGCCUAAUAUUCCCCUACAUACCUGCACUGAGACCCCAGAAUCAAACCAUCAGAAUGUUGCAAGGCAUAUGCGUCAGCCUGUAUUCUUUGGAAAUGCUGUCCGUAGAGUUGAGGCCGCGUUGGGAUCAUCAUGUCUCUGGCUCGAGGCCGGUGUCAACACGCCUAUCGCAGCUAUGGUUCGACGAGCUUGCGCACAGCCCAACAAGCACAUUUUCCAAACCAUCAAGACCCAAGGUCGCCCUCGCCCGACUGAUGUGAUAACCGAAACAGUGGCAGGUCUCUGGCGUACAGGAACUUUCUUAAGCCAUUGGGCUUUUCUCUCCUCAUUCAAACAUCCUCGGGAAUGUCGCUCAGUAUGGCUCCCGCCUUAUCAGUUUGCGAAGACGCAGCACUGGGUUGAUCAUAUUGACCAGGCUGUGGAAAUGCAGCAGGAGGUAUCCCGCCUCGAAAACAUGACAGCAUCAGGCCGAACUUCUAAGGAAACCGAAGCACUCCCUCCACCACCGCCGCCUCUUGUAGCGAGAAGACCGAACCCCUCUGUCAUAGAUACUGGAUGUACUGAAUUUGUGAUCAACACUGAGAGUGCUCGUUUCUGCAGCGUGGUCAGUGGGCAUGUGGUGUGCUCACGCCCUCUCUGUCCUGCGCCUUUGUAUAUGGAGUGUACGACCAUGGGAUUACUCCUACUGCUAGAAGACAAACAUGGCACAGCCGGGAAUGCUCAUCAGGUGAUGAAAGGCAGAAGUCUCAUUUUCAAGAAUCUGCGUGUCAGCCAUCCACUCAGUGUCGAGCCUCAAGGCGACGUGGUACUCCUACGCCUCGAGGAAGUUCCUGGCGAGAAUCAGACGUGGAAAUUCAAUAUCCUGUCUUCUAGCACAUCGAUCAGUGCCAAGGGAAGACUGGCACCCACCGAGACAGCACAUGCGGACGGGAUGAUUUCUCUCUCUCUUGACCCCAUGAUAGACAGUUUCCAGCGCCUCGUGUCCGGGGAUAUGCGGCGCUUCGUGAACAACUCACAGAAAGAAAUGUUGUUGUCGAAACGUGCGUAUGGUCUGUUUUCCCGUGUUGUAACAUACGACAGAUGCUUCAAGGGUAUUGAGACUAUUGAGCUCGACCAGCACGAAGCGCUUGCCACAGUCAAGGUCCCAGAUCAGCAGCCGCACCGCGGGGACAGCAGUGCAUGGCAGAUAUGCGAUGCAGUCACGGUGGACGCAUGUGUGCAUGUGGUCGGACUGCUGAUCAACACCAGCGACACUCUGCCAAACGAGGAAGUCGCGGUCAUGGUGGGACUCGACCGUGUCGUCAUGUCUCCUGCCUUCGCCAUGUCCGAAGACGUCGCACACUGGCGCGUCUAUGCCAGCUUCACCGACCAACUGCAGCAGUCUGUGGGAGAUGUGUUUGUCUGUUCGCCUGAGGGCGAGCUGGUUGCUCUUUUCACUGGCUGCCGUAUGACAAAGCUUCCUGUCUCGCGGCUUGAGAGAGUGCUCGACGCGGCAUUCUCGACAUCAAAAACCUCCCACAAAGCGGUAACAACUGCACAUAUCACACCAGCAGCAUCGGCCACCGUCACAAGCACUCCAGGAAGUCGGGACUUCAUCAACACACCAAACACGAGCUCGCCGGCCUCGCAGGUCUCAGAUGGACUACCCGAAAACACACGCUUGGCCUUGAGAGACCUCAUCGCCGAAUGCAGUGGCAUUGACAGCUCUGAUAUCCCAGAAACCACAGCGUUGGGACUCAUAGGACUUGAUUCGCUUGGCGCUGCCGAACUGUCUGAGGAGCUAUCCUCCACACUGGGUUUAACUAUCAGCUCCAAGAAUCUGAUGGAUAGCACGCUGGCCGGGCUUGAUCAACUCCUGGGCAUUCAGCAUAAGGGCCAUAGUCUGACUCCGAACCGACCUCUAACACCUCCUAUUACACCUCCACCUGAAUUCCAAUCGAGUUCACAUGAUUUCGGAAGUAAAAAGUCUCAUGCCAUUAAAAGUACUACACAAGUCGCUCAUGAUCCGAAGCGGGAGAAGUUCCUUGGUCUAUUGGCCGAGAUUUUGGGUGUCCAACUCGAGGACGUUGAGCCCGAAACGUCUUUGGAUGAUCUGGGUAUUGACUCUUUAUCCACAAUUGACCUGAAACAGGAGAUCGAGGAUAAUUUCUCCGUCAAUAUUGAAUUGGCUCCAGGUAGCACGGUUCAGCAUAUUAUGAAACUUUUGGGCAUAGCGAACACAGAUCACGGUGAUACUAAACACCAAGUAAAGAAUAAUGACACGUUAUUAUCGAUCACAAACCCAACCGCUUCGGUACACGAUACCAUAUUUCAAAACAACCCCUUCGAGGCACUGAAAGCAUUAGACGCGCGGUUUGAAUCUUUUGCAAGCAAGCACGGAAUCUUGGACUACUGGUCAAAGGUUGCGCCAUUCCAAGACGAACUGACGCUUGCCUACAUCGUCGAAGGUUUUGCUGGCGUAGGGGUCGACCUCAGGCAGUUCGCCCCCGGGGAGCAGGUACCUCUCGUACCCUACCUCACACCAAAAUACGAUAAACUCGUGCGCCGGCUUUGGGAGAUCUUGGAAAGACAAGGUCUGAUAGUCAUUACAUCUCGGGAUGCAAGAGAUAUGCCAAAGGCUAUAACCCGCACAAGUCAACAGAUCGACAACCGGCCAGCCUCGCAACUACUUCAAGCCUUCGACGCCCGAUUUCCAGUGUUCAGCAACGAAACCAAACUGAUGGGUCUGACAGGUCCGAGACUUGCUGAAUGCCUCAGUGGAAAAGUUGACUCGGUUUCAGUCAUGUUUGGGAGCCCUGCGUCCCUGAAAAUCAUGGAAGACUACUACGGCUCCUCCCCCAUCUCGUCUACACUGACAGACCAACUCUCCGAGUUUCUCACGAACCUAGUAAGAAGUGGAAACAGCCACAGAAGACCUGUGCGCAUUCUUGAGGCCGGAGGAGGCACCGGCGGGACGACCAGAUGGCUAGCUAAGGCGUUGGCCGAUGCUGGCAUCGCAACAGACUACAUGUUUACCGACAUCGCGCCCAGUCUGGUCAAGAAAGCUAAGAGCAGGUUCCAGGUGAAAUACCCUUUUAUGGAGUUCACCACAUUCAACCUAGAAGACGAUAUUCGCCCUGAAUUACGUGGCCAAUUCGACAUCGUGGUGGCCACGAACACCGUGCAUGCCACUACAGACCGUACCGCAUCGGUUCGUCGUAUGUGUGAGGCGCUCACACCCGCCGGGGGUCUUGUCGUGCUUGCAGAACUUACCUGCCACAUCAAUUGGUGCGAUAUCUGCUUCGGGCUUCUCGAUGGCUGGUGGUUGGCAGAUGGUCCCAUCGCACCAUUACAGACGGCGCCGGAGUGGAUGGACACAUUCGCUGAGGCGGGAUUUUCCUCCAUGGGAUACUCAACCGGUGACUGUCCUGAGGCUCAGACGGCGCAGCUACUGGUGGCAAGUAAUAUGUCAUGGGAAAUGCGAACAAUCCCUACCCCUGUCCCAGAGAAAGACAGCGGCUAUCGCCUACAGACAAUGGUCUAUAAGGAAAUUGACGGAGUUCGGAUCCACGCCGAUGUUUAUUUUCCCAAACAGACCCCCUCGUCGUCUCUGCCAAUCGCCCUAAUGAUCCAUGGCGGUGGUCAUAUGCUACUAUCGCGCAGGGCGAUUCGUGCGGCGCAGACACGCCAUCUCCUGCGACAAGGCUUCCUUCCAGUCAGUAUUGACUACAGACUCUGCCCUGAGAUCAACCUCGUUGAUGGACCAAUCACCGAUGUCUGUGAUGCAUACCAAUGGAUCCGGACCGUGCUACCGAAAAUAGCCCUUGCAGAGGUUGGUAUACAACUCAAUCCGAGCCAGGUGGUAGUGGUAGGAUGGUCGACUGGUGGCCAUCUGGCUAUGUCGUUGGGAUGGAUGGCCGAAGCUGCGGGCAUACCGCCACCAAAGGCAGUGCUAAGCUUUUAUGCCCCUGUCGACUUUGAGUCUGGAGAGCUCGAUUCCGCACGCUUCAUGUUCAUGCCCAAGCCGCAGAUGAGUCUCGAGCAAAUUCUGUCAUCUCUGCCCGCUAAACCCAUUACAAACACUGCCUCCAGCAGCGAUAGUUCUGAACUGGGCUGGGUCCAAGGCGAGCCGCGCUCCGAGCUUCUUCUCACGCUCUCGCAACAAGGCAUCGCCCUCCCCGUCUUACUCAACGGGCUUGGCCCCUCUCGCGGCCUAGAUCUGACACCACCGUCGCCUGCUCAUAUAGCGUCUGUCAGUCCGCUUGCACGGCUUCGUGCCGGACAGUACACGGUGCCGACAUUCAUCAUCCACGGUUCCCAAGACGAGGUGGCCCCAUUUCCCGCUGCCGAGCGAUUUGUAGCUGAGAUGCAUACACGCGGUGUGAGCUGUGAGUUUUUGUCUCUGCAGGGUCGCCGGCAUCUCUUUGAUUUAGAUCUCCAGGAGGGCACGCAGAAGUGGGAGGAUAUGGUAGCUCCUGGUUAUCGGUUUUUACUCAACUGUGUCAGUAAUUAA